Molecule: messenger RNA, 3460 nt
Organism: Lepus europaeus (European hare)
Lineage: Eukaryota; Metazoa; Chordata; Mammalia; Lagomorpha; Leporidae
Gene: XYLT2
Product: xylosyltransferase 2
Biological process (GO): chondroitin sulfate proteoglycan biosynthetic process; heparan sulfate proteoglycan biosynthetic process
Cellular component (GO): membrane
Molecular function (GO): protein xylosyltransferase activity
Source: RefSeq, a predicted model, not a curated record
GGGCUAGGCGCGCGCCCCGCGUCCCAGGCAGGAAGAUGGUGGCGAGCGCGCGGGUGCAGAAGCUGGUGCGGCGCUACAAGCUGGCGAUCGCCACGGCGCUGGCCAUCCUGCUGCUGCAGGGCCUGGUGGUGUGGAGCUUCAGCGGCCUGGAGGAGGACGAGCCGGGAGAGAAAGGAAGACAGAGGAAGCCACGGCCCCUGGACCCCGGCGAGGGCUCCAAGGACACAGACAGUUCCGCGGGGCGGCGAGGCAACACGGGCAGAAGGCAUGGGCGCUGGCGGGGCCGUGCUGAGAGCCCGGGCGUGCCCGUGGCCAAGGUGGUCCGGGCAGUAACCAGCCGGCACAGAGCCAGCCGGCGAGUGCCACCUGCCCCACCCCCAGAGGCCCCAGGCCGCCGGAACCUGAGUGGGGCAGCAGCCGGAGACGCUGCAGUCGGCGCAGCUGGCUUCCCACCCCAUGGAGACACGGGCAGCGUGGAGGGUGCCCCGCAGCCCACCGACAACAGCUUCACCCCUAAGUGCGAGAUCGUGGGCAAGGACGCACUGUCUGCCCUGGCCCGGGCCAGCACCAAGCAGUGCCAGCAGGAGAUCGCCAACGUGGUGUGCCUGCACCAGGCGGGCAGCCUCAUGCCCAAGGCUGUGCCCCGGCACUGCCAGCUGGCAGGGAAGAUAAGUCCUGGCACCCAGUGGGAGGAGGUCCGGGCCCAGCAGCCCCUGGACGGCCGCUCCGUCAGAAUCGCCUACAUGCUGGUGGUUCAUGGCCGCGCCAUCCGCCAGCUGAAGCGGCUCCUCAAAGCCGUCUACCACAGGGAGCACUUCUUUUAUAUCCACGUGGACCAGCGCUCCAACUACCUGCACCGGGAGGUGGUGGAACUGGCCCAGCGGUACGAUAACGUGCGGGUGACGCCCUGGCGUAUGGUCACCAUCUGGGGCGGGGCCAGCCUCUUGCGGAUGUACCUGCGGAGCAUGCGGGACCUGCUGGAGGUGCCUGGCUGGGCCUGGGACUUCUUCAUCAACCUCAGUGCCACGGACUACCCAACCAGGACCAAUGAGGAGUUGGUGGCAUUCCUGUCCAAGAACCGGGACAAGAACUUCCUCAAGUCACACGGGGACAACUCCAGGUUCAUCAAGAAGCAGGGCCUAGACCGGCUCUUCCACGAGUGUGACUCCCACAUGUGGCGCCUGGGCGAGCGGCAGAUCCCCGCGGGCAUCGUGGUGGACGGCGGUUCCGACUGGUUCGUGCUCACGCGCAGCUUCGUGGAGUAUGUGGUGUACACGGACGAUCCCCUUGUGGCCCAGCUGCGCCAGUUCUACACGUACACACUGCUCCCUGCCGAGUCCUUCUUCCACACGGUGCUGGAGAACAGCCCGGCCUGCGAGAGCCUCGUAGACAACAACCUGCGCGUGACCAACUGGAACCGCAAGCUGGGCUGCAAGUGCCAGUACAAGCACAUCGUGGACUGGUGCGGCGGCUGCUCCCCCAAUGACUUCAAGCCGCAGGACUUCCUACGGCUGCAGCAAGUGUCCAGACCCACCUUCUUCGCCCGCAAGUUUGAGUCGACCGUGAACCAGGAAGUGCUAGAAAUCCUGGACUUCCACCUGUACGGCAGCUACCCUCCCGGCACGCCCGCCCUCAAGGCCUACUGGGAGAACACCUAUGACGCGGCUGAUGGCCCCAGUGGGCUCAGUGACGUCUUGCUCACCGCGUAUACCGCCUUUGCCCGCCUCAGCCUGCGCCAUGCCGCCACUGCUGCACCUGCGCCGGCCACCUCGCGUUGCAGGUUUGAGCCCCGGGGCUUGCCGUCCAGUGUGCACCUGUAUUUCUAUGACGACCAUUUCCAGGGCUACCUGGUGACGCAGGCGGUGCAGCCCUCAGCCCAGGGGCCGGCAGAGACGCUUGAGAUGUGGCUGAUGCCCCAGGGGUCGCUGAAGCUGUUGGGGCGCAGUGACCAAGCCAGCCGGCUCCAGAGUUUGGAGGUCGGCACUGAGUGGGAUCCCAAAGAGCGUCUUUUCCGGAACUUUGGGGGACUGCUGGGGCCACUGGAUGAGCCUGUGGCCAUGCAGCGCUGGGCCCGUGGCCCCAACCUCACAGCAACCGUGGUCUGGAUCGACCCAACUUAUGUGGUGGCCACAUCCUACGACAUCACGGUAGACGCGGAGACCGAGGUGACACAGUACAAGCCUCCGCUGAGCCGGCCCCUGAGGCCAGGGGCCUGGACUGUCCGACUCCUUCAGUUCUGGGAACCCGUGGGCGAGACCCGCUUCCUCGUGCUGCCCUUGACCUUCAACCGCAAACUACCUCUCAGGAAAGAUGAUGCCAGCUGGCUGCAUGCGGGACCGCCCCACAACGAGUACAUGGAGCAGAGCUUCCAGGGCCUGAGUGGCAUCCUGAACCUGCCUCAGCCGGAACCGGCGGAGGAGGCCGCCCGGCGGCGCUCGGAGCUCACGGGCCCCGCGCUCGAGGCCUGGACAGAUGGGGAACUGAGCGGCUUCUGGUCUGUGGCCGGACUGUGUGCCACGGGCGCGUCUGCCUGCCCCUCGCUGGGGCCCUGCAGGCUGGCGAGCUGGAGCUCGCUGUCCCCCGACCCCAAGUCGGAGCUGGGGCCCGUCAAAGCCGACGGGCGGCUCAGGUAGCAGGGCCCCAGCCGGAGGCCCCCCGGGAGGGUCCCGGGGAAUUGCACCUUUACCCACGCUGGAGGUGGGACCAGCGGCUCAGGCAGUACCCCCCACGUCAGCCACAGAGAGCCUGCGCGUUGGCCAGGGCGGGCUGGAGCCCCUGCGAGCCGCCCGACGGGCUUGGCAGGAACCGGAAGGAAAGGGCUCCUGCCGCGUACCACGGCCCACUCUUCCUCACCGUCCUCUCUAGUUUGUAUUUUUUUAAGUAUUAUUAUUUAAAAAGGAAAAUGGGUGACGGAGGAACUCGAGACAGAGGAUGUGCAAUAGGGCUCCGUGCCGUCCCCCGAGGUGGCCAGUGGCUGUGGGGAGCAGGAGCCACUGAGCCCACGGGCUGUUGCUCGGAGGAGCCUGGGCCUGCCUAGCAUUCCAGGGCCUCGUGCCCCAGCCUGGGUGUGCGGUUCUCAUGGCUGAGGCUCUGCAGGGGCGCAGGUGCCCUGCCAAAGGCUCUGCGGCUGGGAAAACAGGUGGUUUGUGGGGGGAGGGGCACCGCGGAGCUGGGCUCCAGUGGACAGCCUCUCUUGUAGCCAGGGGACCCUCGAGGGGGGCGGGGCUCACCCAGGGGUUUUCCAGCGUUCCCUGGCCCUUGACGGGAAGGGCAGGGAGCAGAGCCUCCUGAGACCAAUGCAGACUUGCCCAGCGUCGCGGGAGGCACGCGCCCUCAGGAGCAGAGCAGCGAGAGCCUGUGGUGGCUCCUGGGAGGACCUGCGGUAGCAUCGUGCCUGAAGCUCAGUGUGAGGUCUGAAAUAUGCAACAGAGGAAAUAUAGCUCUAUCUCUCUCAGCCGAG